Messenger RNA from Eurypyga helias (sunbittern), 1453 nucleotides. RefSeq names its product THO complex 5 (gene THOC5). The annotation marks the transcript as partial. Gene Ontology annotation, biological process: mRNA export from nucleus; positive regulation of DNA-templated transcription, elongation. The transcript has 14 exons. Gene Ontology annotation, cellular component: THO complex part of transcription export complex. Lineage: Eukaryota; Metazoa; Chordata; Aves; Eurypygiformes; Eurypygidae. The record is from RefSeq and is a predicted model, not a curated record. Gene Ontology annotation, molecular function: mRNA binding.
GCUGGCAGAGAAGUACAAGGAGUGCCUGACCAGCAAGGAGAAGAUCCUGAAGGAGAUCGAGGUGAAGAAGGAGUAUCUGAGCAGCCUCCAGCCUCGACUCAACAGCAUCAUGCAGGCCUCCCUGCCUGUCCAGGAGUAUCUCUUCAUGCCUUUCGACCAGGCGCACAAACAGUACGAGACGGCCCGCCACCUCCCGCCACCUCUCUACGUUCUCUUCGUUCAAGCCAGUGCCUACGGCCAGGCCUGUGAUAAGAAGCUUGUUGUGGCCAUUGAAGGGAGCGUAGAGGAAGCCAAAGCCUUGUACAAGCCACCAGAGGACUCGCAGGAUGACGAGAGUGAUUCUGACGCGGAGGAGGAGCAGACCACGAAGCGGCGCAGGCCCACCCUGGGCGUGCAGCUGGAUGAUAAGCGCAAGGAGAUGCUCAAGCGACACCCCUUGUCCGUCACCGUCGACCUGAAGUGCAAAGAUGAGAACGUGCUUCACCUGACCUUCUACUACCUGAUGAAUCUCAAUGUCAUGACGGUGAAAGCCAAGGUGACCACUGCCGUUGAGAUGACAACUGCCAUCAGUGCCGGUGACCUGCUCUCCCCAGACUCCCUCCUCAACUGCCUCUAUCCCGGAGACCAUGGGAGGAAAACACCCAACCCGGCCAACCAGUUCCAGUUCGAUAAAGUGGGCAUCCUGACCUUGAGCGACUACGUGACAGAGCUGGGGCACCCCUACGUGUGGGUGCAGAAGCUGGGCGGCUUGCAUUUCCCCAAGGAUCAGCCUCAGCACAUGGUCACUGCGGACAACUCGCUGAGCGCCCGCCACAUGGAGCUGACAGUGAAGCUGCUGCGGACGAGGCUGCAGUCCCGCCUGGCUCUGCACAAGCAGUUUGCGUCGCUCGAGCAUGGCGUUGUGCCGGUCUCCAGCGAGUGCCAGCAUCUCUUCCCUACCAAGAUCGUCUCGCGCCUGGUGAAGUGGACUGCCAUUCCCUACGAAGAUUACGCUGACCUGCCCUACACCAAGGAUGUCAUAGAGGCCGGCUUGGCUGAAGACACUCACCUCUACUACAUGGCCCUGGUAGAAAGGGGAACAGCCAAGCUCCAGGCAGCCGUGGUCCUGAACCCCGGUUACUCCACGCUGCCGCCCGUCUUCAGCCUGUGCCUGAACUGGAAAGGGGAGCGAACCAGCAGCAACGACGACAACAUUCGGGCCAUGGAGAGCGAGGUCAACGUGAACUACAAGGAGCUGUGGGGGCUCAAACCGGGCUACCAGCUCCUCACCAACCAGCUGCAGCGCCUGUGCAUGGUGCUGGACGUCUACCUGGAGACGGAGCCCCACGACCCCAGCGUGGAGGGACCCAAGGAGUUUCCCCAGGAGAAGAUGUGUCUGCGCCUGGUCAGGGGGCCCAUGCGCCUGAAGCCCUUCAAGUUCAACUACCCUCAGGGCUUCUUCAGCCAUCGCUGA